AAAAACGGACAGAGAAUAUAAGAAAACUGUGGACACCUUUAACCAAAGAAUCCAAUAUUUUCCAAACAAAAAUCUUCUUCCAUUUUAUAUCAUAACUUCCGCCCAAUGCUUCCUCCCUUUGUUCUGAUUAGAUUCUUCAAAUCUAGUAAAUGGUUUUUAUCUUAGCCAACAACAAUAAUCUUUUGAUUAUACAGAUACAUAUAUUAUAUGAAAAACAGAUAAAAACCCCAUUUCAACAAUGGAUUCUUCAAUGAAAACUGGUUUAAUGACAGUUUUUGCAGUUUCUGGGAGCGUGGUUUUCGUGGCCAUGCAAGUCCACAAACGCCUCCUUUCCAAAUUCAUGGAGAAAAUCGAAUAUGAAAUCGAGACGGCGUCGAAAGAAGAGCCAAAGAAGAAGGUGAGAUUCGCAGAUGACGUGGCAGAAACGGAAAAUCGGAAGGUUUGCGAGAAGGCGGCGGAAUCUGGCAAAUUUAACGAUGAGAAUUUGGAGGCUUUGCCUGAAAAUUGGCAGGCUAUGUAUAGAGAGAUUUUGCAUCAGAGGAACUAUCUUAGGACCUGUAAUUAAUUUUUGUUUCAAAAAUCGCCCAAACAUUUAUGUCAUGUGUGGGUGUAGAUAUGUUUAUUAGGGUAUAUAUUGCUUUUCUCAUGCAACAUAUACGUAGUUUGUAAAAAUAUUUUAUUACUGGUUCUUGAUAUUUUUGGAAUGUAAUUAAUGUAAGUAUAAUUGUAUUAUCUAUA
Salvia miltiorrhiza (redroot sage) is the source of this 738-nucleotide messenger RNA. RefSeq lists its product as uncharacterized. Lineage: Eukaryota; Viridiplantae; Streptophyta; Magnoliopsida; Lamiales; Lamiaceae. Bases 239 to 565 code for a protein of 108 amino acids. The record is from RefSeq and is a predicted model, not a curated record. The transcript is spliced from 2 exons.